Molecule: messenger RNA, 14326 nt
Organism: Coregonus sp. 'balchen'
Lineage: Eukaryota; Metazoa; Chordata; Actinopteri; Salmoniformes; Salmonidae
Source: the annotation of a GenBank genome assembly
CUACAGUAGUCAACUCCAUCUAUGUACUACACUUUUUACUGUGUGGAUACUCUGGUAAAAUGAAAUGUAUUGUAGCCUAUCAUCAGAAGUAACUAUGGAUGUACGACAAAGAUAGGUUGUCACAGCUAUUGAUUGCCAUAAUAGUAUCCGUUACUAAUGGUCAACUUUAUGGGGAUGUGCUCUGAUGCGCAAAGCAUCAAAUCGGGAUACCUCGAUGAGAUGUUUGAUGCUGGAACAUGGAAGGUGCGCAAUAUUUGGGAUGGGGUAAAGCUGGAGGUUGGCGAGGACGAAAGCCCGGUGGUCCUUAACAGUUUUACACAUUUGGACCCUGACCUACCACUAUUUGAGGUAAGUUGGCGAACUGUUCGUAAAUAAUUAUCCAUCAAUACUGAGCCAGUAUUUUAGGCUUAUGACCUAUAGCUAGUGUGUCACUAAACUGAACAUUUGGUGUGUGAUAGUUGCCUAGUGAUAUGUGUCUUAUUAAAAUCUAUAGAAUUUAGGCCUACUGAAGUUCAUAGUGAUGUUUCAGAGUUUUUAUAUGGUGGUAUCAUGCUCUCCAGAAAUGUGUCCAGAGUGUCCUGUAGCCUACUACCCAUUGCAUAAGGACACAUUUCAGUUCUCUAGGAAGGUCCAAAAGAGUGGAAUAUGUUGGUUUUAACUUACUAUCUGCUGAUGCUCAGUAUUGACCAAAUAGGCAUAUGGGGAAAGUGUAAAGAAGCACAUAAUCUUCAGCACAUAUUAUAAAGUGGGUCGGUUCCUUUAACAGUUGUUAUUCACUGAGAAGUUGCAGCAAAUAAAUCAAUGGGGAUGACUAAUCAAAUUGGUUGGCCUUACAUAAUGCCUCCUUCAAUCACAGGGAAUCAGAUGAGGGCAAGAGCGUAAUUGAUACAGUGACUUUGAAUGUUAGAAAAGUAAAUAAGUGAGUUGAUGUUGGCUUGGCUAUUGGGUUAGUUGUUACAUCAGAUCAAGAAUUGACAGGCAAAACAUUGGUAAUUCUGGGAAAGUGCAUUCUUAUGCACACCCUGUGUGUGUAUGUGUGUGUGUUUUCAGUAAUACCACUGUCUGACAUGUAUAUUUUAAAUAUGUUCAAUAACCUUCUGAAGAAUAAAAGCUGCUUUUAUUUUCACCAAGCUUGUGAAACUAAAGGCUGGAACUCAGACGAUAUGUUAUUAUUAAAGACAGUAUGCUUCCUUCAUUUGUACAUGUCACAUGCUUAGAGAGGGCAAUUCAGGCUCCACUACUACAUCUCUCUCUCUCUCUCUCUCUCUCUCUCUCUCUUUCGCUCCUCUAAUCUAAUAUAAUCCUCUCCAGUAACACAAUUACCUAAUGAUGCAUAGUCAUCUAGCCAAUAUACUGUAGUGAUGAUAAAGUACUGCACUCUAUAGCUAAUUGUUUAUUUAGGGGUAUGAGUUUAUUAGGGCAAUCCAAGAGAUUCAACUGGUGAUAUUGGCACAGAUUCUCAUUGGUAAAAUAUGAAGGACCUGAAGCCUGUUCAGAUCAAAAAGUCUUAUUGUUAAUCAUGCAAAAAUUAAAAUAUUAGGCGUUCGGAAUUUUAAAUGUAUUUCCACAUAUGUGGUUGUGAACAUAUUGGACAUAUUAUUUUGUCAAUCAAAUAUGUCAAUAGCAAAUCAUGCUCUCCCUCUGACUAGUGAAUGACAUACUUUGUUGUUGUUUUGUGUGUGUGUGUGUGUUUGGAAAUGGUCUAUAAAUGUCUUGCUGAUGUUAAGGAGACCUUUGUUUGUUGUAUCUUAUCCUGAAGACUGCAGACUGCAGACUGCAGACGGAAGCUUAACUGAGUCCUGUAACUAGAAACUGGAGGUGGAUUUGUAGAAACAGACACAGAGGAGCUUUUGUUGUUGUAGAUCAUUCAAAUGGAGACAGAAAGAAGAGCGAGGGAUAGAGAGAAAGAGGGAGAGUGAGUGAGAGAGAGGGAGAGGGGCACUGAGGUUUAUGGAGGUUGAAUGAGAGAAACAGACAGUGGUUGGAAUGUUUCGGCCUGAAGCCUGGAAAAUAACUUUAUUCUACAUUUUCGAGACUUAAUAAUACCAAAUAAGUGGUAGUCUCUGACUUACUAGGUUUGUCUGACUACUCAAAGUAUGACUUUACUGGAUACAGCUCCUGAUCUAAAUUCACAUAUAAAAAAGAACUUUCUGAACAUUCAAGUUCUCUCUGGUGCUCACAGGCUGUCUCUUACAUUGUGGCACUCAAAAGAGAAUGUGGAAGUCAAGCAGAUAAUGCACUCUUGCAUUCCUAAUUACUAAAAGCUGAAUCAGUUUACACUUGCAUAACUAAGUUUUGUGCAAAUCAUAAAUUGAUGUCUAUGGGACAUUUUCUGCAAAUUUGCUUGGCGCAGCGGUCUAAGGCACUGCAUCUCAGUGCUUGAGGCGUCACUACAGACCCCCUGGUUCGAUUCCAGGCUGUAUCACAACCGGCCGUGAUUGGGAGUCCCGUAGGGCGGCGCACAAUUGGCCCAGCGUCGUCCGGGUUUGGCCGGUGUAGGCCGUCAUUGUAAAUAAGAAUUUGUUCUUAACUGACUUGCCUAGUUAAAUUAAGGUAAACAAAAAAAAAAAAGUGAUCCUAAGUGGUUCAUGAUCUCAUUGGCAUUCAACAGUCAUUGUGUGUGAGAGGAAGCUGGUGGCCAGUGCUAGAGAGCCACUGUUGGACUGAACUAAUAUUUGUGUUGUGUAUUUGUUUACUCUAUUUUGGAGCAUCUCUUUCUGGUGGGGACUUUCUAUGUCAUUCCCUGAACAGCUGGAGGAGAGGAUGAUUAUUAUCAAACCAGUUGUGGAUUGGCCAGCAGUUUCCAAAUAACCAACACUAUCAACACACUACUGAAAUACAAUUAUGAAAAGUAGAUGGUUAGCAAUGCUAUGUGCAUUUACAUAAGCUGUGAUUGUGCCAUGUGACAUUGUGUAUUCAGGCACAUGUAUAGAACUGAUCAUCUGUCCACUGAUGACUGAAGGAUGGAUGUCUCUGUUGACACUAGCUCAGAGUCCAAAGAUCAAUGCUUUGUUUAUGUGGUCAUUGUGGCUACAGCCUCAGUACAUGCUAUUCAUAAGCCUUCUAACUGACUGAAUCAACAUGUUCCAGAUAGAUUCUUUUUAUGGAUGGGAUGUACAGUACGUAGAUGAGACCAUUAAUAUGCCCACUCAUUGUUGACAUGCUUUGACAGAGGAAGUUCCCCAUAGAAGUUUUCAUUCUGAUGCAGUCUGAUGGAACCCAUUCAAAUGUUGCAGUUGUUGUGGUUACGGAGAGGUCCUCAGUCAGUCCAUUACAGGCUAGUUUUAUAUUCCUUCGUUUUUGACUGACUUUCCAGUUAGAUUUCGCUUUCUGAUAAACUGCAUGACUUGUUUGACUUUAGUUCUUCCUCAUGUGAGGCUCCUUUCCUUUCUUCCCUAUAGGGAUUUCCCACUAUUGUCUAGUAUCUCGUGUAAUCAUCACUCUCUUAUGACAGCGCAGUACCUGUUUGUCAGUCUUUUGGUUUUUAUUUUCAUAAUAAGGAUUUAUUUAUUAGAAUGUAUGAUGCCACUCUAUUAGUGUGUGCUCAAGUACAACACUUGAUAAACCAACUUAAGAAGUAACACUUAAUAAAACAUAUACUCAAGUAGGCCUAUCAACACUUGAUAAAAUCAACUUAAUAUCCAAAACGUAAUAAAAAAUCAACUCAAGUAGCCUUUCAACACUUGAUAAAAUCAUCAUAUGAACGAGUCGAGUACUCACAAAAUAUUAACCAGAAUAAUACAAGUCUGUCAACAAGAUGGUGACAAAGGUCUUUCUUAGUUUACCUGAAUCAAAUGUUGUAUAGUGUGUGUGUGUGUGUGUGUGUGUGUGUGUGUGUGUGUGUCGGUGUCUAUUCUUCUGUUAGAACUACAGACACGUGGAAUUAAGACCAUGAAAGGCAUACUACUAUUGUGUAUGUGUUACCAGGGCUCCCAAUGCCACCUCUGUUGGAUGACUAAGCUAUGAGUCAGGCAGAGAGGGGAUAUGACUGGUCAAGGCUUAAUGGGGGAAGCCGUUCUCGCUUGUAUGUCCGUUUCCUGGCCCUACUUAUGCCCUGUUACUUUGGGUAUUUGGGAGUUCCCCUUGGUGUCCAUGGUAACCUGGUCUCUGAAAGCCUCUGAGAGUUCCCUGACUUUCCACAGUUGUAAAUAGGUCCUGUGUGGCACGGCCAGACCACAGGCUGCCACAGGUCAUCACUGUAUACAUUCACAUACAGUCCAAAUGGUAUCUGUAACCCUUUAAUCUAUAUAUAAUCUUAUAUAUAAAUAUACUUUUUUAAAUUAAAGACCUAGUGAAUCUGAAUAGGUCUGAUUUAAGUUGUCUUAGGCCUUGGUCCAUUAACAUAGAGAGAGAAAGGUUGUCCUUAUGUCAAGAGCAGGGCUGUGUUCCAUUGGGUUUAGAUUGAUAGGCCAGCAGUGUCUGUGUGCUCAGCUGAUAAGGGCUACUCUCACUGUCAAGUCCAAGGCCUGUGUGCUCAGCGCCUGCUUUCAAACACAGCCAUACAAACACGUUACAAAUGAUUUAUAACCACGUACAGUAAACUCCUCUGUUCAAAAAUAGAUUGCAUCAGUGUUAGUAAUAUAGCACUGGAACUGCAUUCGAAUCUCUGCUCAGCUCCAUGGAAACCAAGCAAAACAGAGUGGCUGUGUGAUUGAAGGUGAGAGAGUACAUAGAGUAGGCUAUGACUAACAGGAAAUGUAUGAGGGAGGUGCUGCUAUAUAUCUAGCUACCGAAAGGUUCUGAUGAAUAAUGUGCUAGAGAUACAUAAGUAGGUGUAUGACUGAUGCCUGUGUGAUGCUUGAUUAGUGUACAUACCACUCCCCCACUGAGGAAGCCGCAAAGUAAUCAAACCGAUGUUGUCUUUGCUAUCUGGGUAAAGUGCCUGGGAUGCUCACUGUAAAGUCCUUGAAUGUACCAUUACUGUCCACAUCAUUCUGCGUUGGAGAGCUGGAGAAAAAAUGAAUGGUGACAACAACCAACAACUGUUUGGUACAGAGCUCUCUUUCAUUGAGCAAGCAGCUUGUGUUAAUUCCUUGUUUGUAAAGCAUGGGCUUUAGCCUGUGUUGUUGGGCUGUGUAUCUAGCAACCUCUGUUUGAUGCAACAGUAUUGUUAUUCAUAGCCACACAUGUAGGGAGGGAGGGAGGGCCCGAUCUUUGUAAAUGUAUUUCUGACAGACCAUCACAUCUCUUUGUCUUGUUGUUCCCGUAGAACUCGACACAGGAGAUCGGAGAGGAGGUGGAGGAGGGGGCAGUGUUCACCAUCACCCUGAGGAAGGUGCAGUUGCACCAGUCGGCCAGUAAGGGACAGCGAUGGCUGGGCGUGGAGACAGACUCUGCUCUCAGCCUGUAUGAGACGUGUAAAGUACGCACCAUAAAGGCUGGUACGCUGGAGAGGCUGGUGGAAUACAUGGUGUCUGCGUUCAGGGGCAAGGACUCCACCUACGUCACCAUCUUCCUCUGCACCUACCGCUCCUUCGCCACCACCAAGCAGGUGCUGGACCUCCUACUCAACAGGUACAGAGACGGCCAUGAAGCUAAAACCACACGUACAUGUGUACACACAUAACCACAUACAUAUAAAAACACACUAUGCACAGUGUAAUGUUGACAGAUGUGUCCUUCAUGUCUUAGGUAUGCCAAGCUACAGAACCAACCUGGGAUAGAUGUACACAGACACACUCAGGAUGACAGCACAGAGCUCAGAAAGUAAGUGUCUGGGGAGACCAGCAUUAUCAAACAUUUUGAUAUGUUCAUUUUUUGUGCACAGUGUACACACGUACUGUACAAUACACUCUUCCCUCUCUGUCAUCUGCACGUCUCCUCAUUCCCUGCCUCUUCCCUCUCUGUCAUCUGCACGUCUCCUCAUUCCCUGCCUCUUCCCUCUGGGUUGUGUCCUGCAGCACUGUGUCGUCCAUCCUGGGGGCGUGGCUGGACCAGUACUCAGAGGACUUCUGGAGCCCUCCACAAUAUAGCUGUCUACACCACCUGAUGUCCUACCUACACCACCACUUCCCUGGCUCCGACCUGGAGCGCCGCGCACGCAACCUGCUGGCCCUCUUACACCGCAGGCAGCAGUGUGAGCCCGACCUCGACGGUGAGAGCCAGGAUAGGGUUAAACUGGUGCUUGUCUGUGUCUCAGCGAUAUCAGACAUGAUGGGGAUGCUGUUGAACUAUAGACAGUCAUUUAGGCAGUCUGAUUAUUAGCUCAUCUGUGUUUUCUUUACAGUGGAGCACAUUGGCUGUCCCUUCGCCACACCGGAAGAGAGUGUCUUUGAGGACGAGCUUCCUGCCCUGAACUUCUUGUCCUUUGACCCCAUCAUGGUUGCCGAGCAGUUCACACUCAUGGAUGCGGUGAGACAUUCUCCCCUCAAUUUCAACUCAAUUUCAAGUAACUUCAAUUUCAACUGCUCUUGCUUUGUGCUUUGUGCUCACCCUUACUCACCCUUACACACUAACACACUCCCCUGACCUCACCCUGUAGGAUCUGUUCAAGAAGGUAGUCCCUUACCACUGCCUGGGGGGCAUCUGGUCCCAGCGGGAUAAGAAGGGGAAGGAGCACCUGGCCCCCACCAUUCGGGCCACAGUGGCCCAGUUCAACUGUGUCACCAACUGUGUCAUCACCACCUGCCUGAGCAACCCCUGUCUAAAACCCACCCAGCGAGCCAGACUGGUGGAGCGCUGGAUAGAGGUGGCCAGGGUAAGGCAUCAGAUCCACUCUCUGGGUCAAUCACUCAGCAGUUAGUGUCAGUUGUGGAUGAUUGGUCAUGCUGUUUUUCUCACUCUAUGGGUUCUUUCUGCUGUGUUCAGGAAUGUCGUAUCCUCAAGAACUUCUCAUCCCUGCGAGCUAUUCUCUCUGCCCUGCAGUGUAACUCUCUCCACCGACUCAAGAGGACCUGGGAUGAGGUGUCCAGGUGAGACAGGGGAUCAGUGACUGAGGCUUGGGUUUGGAGGGUUUACUAUUGGAUUAUACAUUGGACCAGGGAGUUUUCAUGGCCAGGUUUCGUGUUCAAGAAAAACAUAAUUAGUGUUCAAGAAAAACAGAAUUAGUGACAUGGGUCUUUGGUUGGGUUGAUGGUUGAAGCUAAGAUUUCAUUGUUAUUUGGAGGGCUUUUGCAGUGGUGGUUUAUGUUUGUCUUUGCCACUUUUGAACUUUUGACCUCAUUCUGCCAACAGAGAGAAUUUCCGCACCUUCCGCGAGCUGUCAGAGAUCUUCUCAGAUGACAAUAACUACUCUCUAAGCCGAGAGCUGCUGGUCAAGGUGGGUCAAUGAUCAGAGGGAAAAACCAUACUCCUGAAUGUAACUUACAGGAGGCUGGAAUCUUUGUAAUGGGUUUGUACAAACUACUGUGGGCUGUUGUGUAUGUGGUACAGUGUGUCUGUGUUUGUGUAGACCUUUUCCUCCUGCCCCAUAUGUGUAAGUGGAUGUGGAGACAAUAGUUGGUACAAAUUACCUACAUGUCUACAUGUUGUCCCUCAUGUUACUCUAGGUGAAAAUGUGCCUGUGUUCGUUUAGGCUUUUUCCACCUGCCUCUUAUACUGAAUGUGUUAAACUGGAUAUAGAGACCAUUGUGCGCAUAAUUGACCUGAAUGUUACUCAGCAGCUAAUAGAUAUUUAAGACAUUAACUGCAUUUGAAAACAGGAAGUGCGUAUCUGAAAAGUUUAUUUGAAAACUAGUUACUGCUCUAUUGACUCUCCUCUCUAUCUCUACAGCUGGGUCUCCAUAGCAACCUGAACAUAAAUAGACAAACUAGCUAACACCUUGUCUCCUCUCAGCUGCUAGCUCAUUUAUCAUUCAUCAUGAGUUGUACAUCACAGUAUAGAAUCUUACCUUCUAGUGUUCUCUCUAAAAUGUAUGUGAUCCACCAGUGCAAGUAUCAGUGUGUGUAUGUGUGUUUUGAGAGGACUUGAGAUGCGUAACCGCAUGCCUGUUGAAGUGUGUCACCAGCGAUGUAGGCUGUGGCAGUAGUCAUGAAUAUUAUACUCUUUCAACAUGAAGCUCAGUGCCUCUGUCAGGACUAGAGGCAGAUCAGAUUCGCUUUGAUUAAGACCACAUAGGAUUAGAUAGCAGACAACAUGUUCAGUUAUAUCUGAUUCCUCCAAGAGAAACAUUUAGUCUGCUCACCUGAAUACAUUCCUGCACAAAGAAAUAGGAAGUGCCCUCGCCAUUGUUAUGCCAAUUUUGCAUAAGUUACUCUUUAACUUGCAGCAUAUUCUUUCACUGGUGAAAUAGUGAAUUUGCUUUGCUGUCAUACAAAACAAUUAUGAUUGCAAAAAGCAGAGGGUUUCUCCAAGAGGUAUGGCUAUCCACAUUCCUAGGCUAUUAGACAGGUAUUUGAAUUGACCCUAACAUUGAAGCUUAGGGUUCUUGGCUGUGAGUUGAGGGAGGAAACCUGUGCUUGCUCAGAGGGAAUCCCUGUUGAUGUCAUAGGCAGUUGGCAGGUACAGAAAAGAGCCCCACCCUGAUGAGGCAUGAGCCUGUAAGGGAAAUUCCAAGGUGUUGUCCCACUUACCUCCUUUCCUACUUUCCACUAUUGCUUUAUCUAUCUGGGCCAGCCCAACCAGGCCUGUGUAGCAUUGCAAGCUCCGGUUAGGUUGGGUGAAGAAUCCCCCUGAUUUGUAUCAUUCACAGAAACACUAGAGCUAACUAAGCUGUAACCCUUCCUCUCAUUCAUAAAUUAGUGAAUUAGUUCAGUCCUGUAUGUCUACUCUUCUGAAAUUGUAAUCAUGGCCAUUACCAGUUGUUUCCAUUUAGUUUUUGCACUGUUCUAGGCACAGUUUUGUAAAACCAGAUUCUCCUCUCUCUCUCUCUGUAGGAGGGCACAUCCAAAUUUGCCACCCUGGAAAUCAACCCUAAACGAGCACAGAGGAGACACCAACAGCAGAGAGACUUGGUGAGUCUAGAUCUUUUUGGAGUUAAUUAAUUUAUCAUGAAAUGCCAACUUCAACCACUUUAUGCCAGCUAUAUUUGAGUGCUGUUAUUGGGUUCGUAGUGCCAUCUAGUGGUGAAAUGAGAGCAUUGUUAUUGCUCAUGGAGCCUGUGGUCACUGCACUCUCAUCAAACCUCUCUCUGACUAUGCCUCUGUCAUAGGGGGUGAUGCAGGGGACCAUUCCUUACCUGGGCACCUUCCUCACUGACCUGGUCAUGAUGGACACGGCUAUGAAAGACUACACAGAGGUGAGCGUCUAUCGCUAUCUAUCUCUGGAUCCAGUAGCCACUUCAGUCUACUUGUUUAGUCUCUCUGUUCACAUCUAAUUGUUCUUUGUUCUCUAUUCCAGAGUGGACUCAUCAACUUUGAGAAGCGACGAAAGGUAAAUUCUUGCUUCUGAUAAAUAGGCGUUGAUAAACAGGGAGACAUCGCCGGCAUUGUGGCUAUUGCCUAUCAGAGGUGACUGGCUGGAGACUCACCCCGCCCCCUCUCUCUCUUUCUCUAUGCAGGAGUUUGAGGUGAUAGCUCAGAUUAAGCUACUGCAGCUGGCAUCCAACAACUACAGUUUCACCCAGGACAGUCUCUUCAGGGAGUGGUUCUCAGGAGUGGAGAGACUCAGUGAGGCAGAGAGGUGAGGAGGCCUAAAGAUUUUUAUGAAAUGUAAAUGAAAAUAAUGAAAUGUAUAUGGGCAUAGUGUUGUCAUUUCCAUGCAUUUUGCCCACAGCUACACUCUGUCCUGUGAGAUUGAACCACUGUCAGAGUCAUCCAGCAAUACUAUCAGAGCCAAGAAAAACGGAGGCAUCAUGAAACGCUGGAGCGAGUAAGUCCCAUAUUGUAUAGAUAACUUUUCACACUAUGCCUAUGUUUAUUAUAGUUGCAAAUUAAUAAUAAUGACAUUUUUAUUUUGAGCAUACAUCCUUACUUGGUGUUUUCCAUUGUACAGUUCAUUAUAUUUUAUGGGGCCCUGUUCUCAUACGUCUCCAUGUGUUUUCCUCUGUCUCCAGUCGGCAGUUAACUGAAGCCAGCUGCAGCAGUGCAGGAAGCUCCCACUCCAAGUUGUUUGACCAGUCCCACUUCAGACCGUACCAGGGAGGGGGAGGUGAUAGUGGGGACACCCUCAGCGUCACCUCAGCCGGCUCCAGCGGAUCUGACCUGGAGGAUGUCAACGGCAGCUUCCUGUCUGACUCACCGGAUGCCCACGAGAGAAAGGUGAGAAGGAGGAGGGGCCAAGGUCACAUGGGGGAGGAGAACACUCCCACCAGAUGCAGAGGCAUCUCAUCAUGAUUCAUGCCACACACAUCCACCUUGAUUUUCUUUCUUCCUGAGAUACUGAAAUUCCAGCAUCACUGCAACAAUUUCAGCCCUGACAUUUCCAUGUCUUUGAAUUCAUCUUCUGUAAGGGCCAUGUUGAGGAUAAGGGCUAUGUGAUACGGGCCAUGUGACUUGACACUGACCCAUGUACUUACUUUACCUGUCUGACUUUUGGCUGAUUGUGGCUCUGAUUCCCUCUAUAGACCUCUACAUCCUCAGUAAAACAUUCCGUUUCUGCUUUGGGGAAAGAAAGCCAGACUCCUGAUCCCAACUCCACGGUACUUUCACUCACCAGCCUUCUCUUUCCAACUCUCUCAUCACAGGGGUUUUUUCUUCUGUUCUAACCUCCUCUCUCACUACUUUCCAUCUACCAGUCCCAGAAUAUCACUGUGAUUCUUACACUAAUGCUGCACUCUCAUCAUAUUACAAACAGUUUCUCAUCCUCAUAUUCAUACUUAUGAGUCUCAUUUACUGUCAUAUUCCACAUUCUAUUUGUUUAUAGCAGCAACAGAAGUUUGUUCUGUGGACUGUAAAUGGUUGUAAUCAGUCUCUCUCUAUCUCUCUCUGUCUCUCUCGCUCUAGUUUUGGGAGUCCACCUCCCUGUCUUCUCUAGACACCUCAGGGAUGGGUUCUGGUUCGGGCUCCAGCAGCGCCUCGUCCUCCUCUGUGUCCUCCUCCACUCCUCUCCCAGGUGCCUCCCGCUCCCACAAGCGCUCCGUCUCAGCUGUGUCCUGCUACUCCACACUCUCCCUGCCCCUCUACAACCAGCAGGUGGAUGACUGCUGCAUCAUCAGAGUCAGCCUAGACGUGGACAACGGCAACAUGUACAAGAGCAUCCUGGUAAGACAGAGGGAUAGAUUGAUAGAUUCAAAAUGUAAAUUGUUAGCAGUGGACGGUUGAUUCAAUUAACAAUGUCUGAGCUAAAAACAAAAAAACGUAUUUUGCUUCUUCUGGUGCAGGUGACCAGUCAGGACAAGACACCAGCAGUCAUCAGGAAAGCCAUGGUGAAACACAACCUGGAGCGAGAGAAAACAGAGGACUAUGAAUUGAUGCAAAAAAUCUCUGAAGAAAAAGGUAAUAUCAUAUGAUAAUUUCCCCCCAAAAUAUAAAUCUAAUUAUCGUUCAAAUAGAUUGUUGUUAAUAGUAUAUUCAUUUUUUGUUGACUCACUCUAAUCCAUUCAUCUUGUAUAGUGUCGUGACAUGACUUUCAUUAAUAUGAUGACUGUUAUUUAUCGAAUCAACUAACUAUGUUUAAUUGUUACUCAAUUAAAUUAAUCAUGUAACAAUUAACUCAUUAGGAUUUGGGGCACUACGGAAUAAAUUGUUUAUAGAGUUACCAUCUACCGAAUUAAACUCUAAAAGGUCUUUACCUAUCAAUAUGUAUAAAUCAUUCAACGUAUCAAUCAUUACCUCUUAUCAGUCUCAUUCUGAACGGUCACAGAAUUCUUGGAUCCGCAAGAACCCCAGCUUUACUUAUGAUUCAGCACUACACAAAUUGGCUUAAUUAUGUAUUUACUAGCUAACUAAAUAAUAACACAGAAUACAUACAUAAUACAUGAGAAAAAGUCCCUAGUGGACUAACAGCAUGACUGCUUGAUUAUCAAAAGAGGGAGGGGUAAGGAAGAGAGAGGGAGGGGGAGAGGGAGAGACAAAGAGAGAGUCAACUUAUCGUUGAUACAUUUGGAAGCUACCCUCAAAGUAAUCAUAAUACUUUGCUCACAAACCACCGCCCGUUUGGGUAAGAAGUCAUUAAUGUAUUUACGUGUAGAUGUCUUUGUUCGUCGUCUCUCCGUUGAAACCAAUCAAUCCUUCUUUGGGAAGGAGUAGGUUUUAGUGUCCAGUUUCGGUGUAAGGCUCUGCUUGUCCACCAGAGGUCACAAUGUCCUUCUUAGUUGUCCUGGCUUGGAGUGGAGUGUUAAAAUAGAACAGAUACUCAGAUGCAUUCUAAUGAUUGUAUGAGAUUGGAUUUUCUUCUUCCUACCUCAUGUGGUUAGUCAAAGUUCUAGAUCCCUUUACACGGACAGCUGCAGACUGGCAAUGUUCUGGUCUAGUGAGUUUAUCUUCUUCACCUAGUGUUGAGAUUCAAAGUUCUAACAUUUACAUUACAUUUACGUCAUUUAGCGGACACUCUUAUCCAGAGCGACUUACAAAUAGGUGCAUUCACCUUAUAGCCAGUGGGAUAACCACUUUACAAUUUUAUUUUAUUUUAUUUAUUAUUUUUUUUUUUUGGGGGGGUGGGUUGGGGUAAGGGGGGGGUAGAAUGAUUACUUUAUCCUAUCCCAGGUAUUCCUUAAAGAGGUGGGGUUUCAAAUGUCUCCGGAAGGUGGUGAGUGACUCCGCUGUCCUGGCGUCGUGAGGGAGCUUGUUUCACCAUUGGGGUGCCAGAGCAGCGAACAGUUUUGACUGGGCUGAGCGGGAACUAUGCUUCCGCAGAGGUAGGGGAGCCAGCAGGCCAGAGGUGGAUGAACGCAAUGCCCUCGUUUGGGUGUAGGGACUGAUCAGAGCCUGAAGGUACGGAGGUGCCGUUCCCCUCACAGCUCCGUAGGCAAGCACCAUGGUCUUGUAGCAGAUGCGAGCUUCAACUGGAAGCCAGUGGAGUGUGCGGAGGAGCGGGGUGACGUGAGAGAACUUGGGAAGGUUGAACACCAGACGGGCUGCGGCAUUCUGGAUGAGUUGUAGGGGUUUAAUGGCACAGGCAGGGAGCCCAGCCAACAGCGAGUUGCAGUAAUCCAGACGGGAGAUGACAAGUGCCUGGAUUAGGACCUGUGCCGCUUCCUGUGUAAGGCAGGGUCGUACUCUCCGAAUGUUGUAGAGCAUGAACCUACAGGAUCGGGUCACCGCCUUGAUGUUAGCGGAGAACGACAGGGUGUUGUCCAGGGUCACGCCAAGGCUCUUCGCACUCUGGGAGGAGGACACAACGGAGUUGUCAACCGUGAUGGCGAGAUCAUGGAACAGGCAGUCCUUCCCCGGGAGGAAGAGCAGCUCCGUCUUGCCAAGGUUCAGCUUGAGGUGGUGAUCCGUCAUCCAUACUGAUAUGUCUGCCAGACAUGCAGAGAUGCGAUUCGCCACCUGGUUAUCAGAAGGGGGAAAGGAGAAAAUGAGUUGUGUGUCGUCAGCGUAGCAAUGAUAGGAGAGGCCAUGUGAGGAUAUGACAGAGCCAAGUGACUUGGUGUAUAGCGAGAAUAGGACUACCGUCUCCAUGUUCUCUGGUCUAAUGUACAUUUCGUUACCAAGGCUUUUUAUGCACUCUGGUAAAAGGGGUGUUCCUACUUGCUGACACGGUCUCUGAGCUCACUCGGGGUGUGUCUAAUCACCAUGCAUAACUUAUAUGAAAACGUAUGAUCUCGUUAGAAAACUACAAUCAUAUUCCUAGCUUAACAAAAAUACUCUCGUAAUUCUCCAUAUUAUAUACACAACAUAUUGGAUGUAAAUUUGACAGAUAAAGUGUGUAUACUUUCCAAAUUACAGUAUUUUCGUUAUAACAUUUUUAAUGACAUCACAAAAUAAUAAACAAUAUGACAUGAUUAGUCUUUAGAUCCCGACUGAUCAUUCCAAACAUUCAGAUGUUAGGAAUAUUGUUCCAGUGUUUACUUUUUGGACGUUAUAGUUUUGGCUGCAAAAGUCUUCUGGGGGACAAAGCACAUUCCUUUCACCAUACUAGAGGGCCAGAGAUAGAUUCUACUACUCUCUAAUUUAUGGAAGAGUGUUAAGGUGUCAAGACCGGCACAGCCCCCCCCCCCCCACCCUCUUCUGUGGGUAAGAGGGUCUGGUUGUUGUCAGCCAUUUGCCAAGCUGAUCUGAGACCUUUGAUCCUCACCCAGGAGUCAUGACAAAAGUGUCCUAAUUUAUUCAUUACUUAAAUGAAAAACUAAUGUUUUUACUAACAAUAUAUACCUCUCCUCUCACCACAGAGCUGCGGAUCCCAGACAAUGCCAACGUUUUCUAUGCCAUGAACUCUACCGCCAACUAUGACUUUGUGCUGAAGAAACGUGGCUUGUCCAAGAAAGGCCGGGCCAAGAGUGUAGCCAGCUCCACGCUGCCCCGCAUGAAGCAGAAGGGCCUGAAAAUCGCCAAAGGGAUCUUCUGA